GGUUUCUGUACCAUUUAGACCUCCCUCUGUUGCUUUGCAGUAUGAGCAUUUGUCUUUGUUUUUGCGCGCUGGUUUUGUGGUGUUGCUGUGCUGCACCACCGGCAUAUAUUCAGUUCUUUCCCCCUGCCUGUCUUAAUGGUAUUCUGAAUACAUCCGACUGAAUGAAUGGGAAGCGGGGGAGAAAGGGGAAAAAACAGAGAGAGCAUUGCAUUUUUUUUUUUACUUUCACUCACUCACUCUUUCUUUUUUCUUCUCUUUCCCCCUUUUCCUCUCCUCCCAUCCCGCGUCCACCUCCUGCCCGUCCAUCUUCUUCUCAUUUCUUUUCGCUUCUCUCUCUUAUUCCCCUCUCUUUCCCUCCUGCUAUCUCGCUCCAACCCCUAGCCGUCAAUCUUCACCCGUCAACUUUCCGCUUACUGCCAACGCGUCCGGUCCCUCGCAAAGCGAACACAACAGCAAGCAAGGGCUCGUUUUUUGAUCGCACAACACCUGCACUCGCAGCAUCCCGAUCGUCCCCCCGCCUACAUUCCUCACCAGCAAACAAGCCCCACGCAAGGGUCAACCCCGUCCUCAACCAACCCUCGCAUCUACACCACAGCUCGCCCUGUCAUCCUCACUUUCUCCCCAUCCAACUUCAGCUGCGGCACACUCACAGCCUCUAUCCGGCAUGCUCGGUCCUGGUCCUGGCCCUGCGCCUACGCCUUCGCUGACACUCCCUCCCCUCAGGGAGCUGGACAAGUCUCUUGGACCUGAAUCUGAUCAUGGCCGCUUUCCUACUCACCAUGCUGCCCCUCAAGGCCAGCCUCGGACACAGUCAUCUGAUCCUCAUCUUCAUCAACACUUUCAUCAGCAACGACCUCACACACAAACACCACCGUAUUCUCAACCGUCCUCUCAGCAUGGUUAC
Molecule: messenger RNA, 904 nt
Organism: Gamsiella multidivaricata
Lineage: Eukaryota; Fungi; Mortierellomycota; Mortierellomycetes; Mortierellales; Mortierellaceae
Exons: 2
Coding region: 162-707 (181 amino acids)
Source: RefSeq, a predicted model, not a curated record